UUGAGAGGCACUUUGGUGGGUGAGGACUUUGAGCUGUGGUGUGUGUGGGUGCAAGUGUGUGCAUGCUCUUUAUUCCCCACACAGAGAGCUGAACUCAUUAGUAGAGUUGGUUGGAAAAUGCAGAGUUGGGGGAAUUCCUUGGAAAAAUUCAACUUUUCAGUGAAUAAUUGAAAUAUUUUGGUUCUGAAAUGGUGCCACUUUGGAGUUGUAGUUUGGCGGGGGCGUGGGGUGGGGUGAGGCACCCCAGUUUCCUCUCUAACACAAGCUCCUGGUAGUAUUUGUUCUCUGUAUAGGGGUGUAGCACCCCAUGGGUCAGCCAGAAUUCGCAACCAAGACAGCUUGGGUAUAAUCAAGGAGGCUCCCUGUUCUGCUGUGUAAACAGAAACAGGACGCUGAGCAGGAGAUGGGACUAUAAGCAAUCCAGGUUGCAAGGGGUGGUGAUAUCUCUCUCUCCUAGGCUCCAGAAGAUGAACCUGACUAGGCUCAGAGACUUUGUGUCAGGGAUCUGGGCGCUGGCAGCCCAUCUCAGUGGUUAGAACUGGGCUGAGGGGGCAAAGGGUCAGAGCCCGAGUCAGGAGCCAGGAAGGGGACAUGGGCUGGAGCACAAUCCAUCACAGCUGCGUGGCCCAGCAUUGAGCAGCCAGCGACCUGCUGCUGAGCUUAAAUACAGGCCUGCUGACUCUCUUCAGGCAGCACUAGCAGAACCCAUCAAUCAGCCUGGAGAGUACUCAGGCCCAGUGGGAGGUGCCUGGUUCUGACACCUUGCAGUGAGGUCUCUGAGCUGAGGAGUUAUGAGCCAGGGUCUGAGGUGAGAUCUUAUUAAAGGAGACACAUUUACUCUGAUUAGCUUGUUUUUUGGCUUGCACUUGUCCAGAUCCUUUAUGAGGAACGUUUUGAUACCAACUGGGGAAUAUAAGAUAGAGCUAACCUGCAGUGUCACAUUCAGCCACAAAAGGGUGCAUAGGGAUGGCAUAUAGCUUUACAUUUCCCAUGAUACCACACUGUUCCAUGACCAUGCCUUUCAUGGCAAUGAUGCACCAUGGGAGAUGAAAUCCAGCCUGGCUGGCACAGGAAGAAUAGGAGCAUGAAGCGCCAGAACUACAACUCCUAUCAGGCACCGCGGCAGCAUUUCCAAAUAGAAGUAUUUUGGUUUUGCAGCUGAAAAUAUUCCAGUUUUUGGGCACUUGGUGGUUCAACAAAAAAUCAGUUUUCUGUGGAGAGCAAAAACCCAAUAUUCCUUCAAAAAAAAAACAUUUAGAUGGAAAAUUUUACAUACAGAAAUAUAUCUCCUGCUCAUCUCCAUAACGAGCAGUGACUGUGGUGUGGGAUUGCUAGUUGUUGUCCACCUGUAGCCCAAGGUGGCAGGAAGACACUCCCCUCCAAUGGCUGCUUGGCCUAAAGCACAUUGUCUGGGUGAUCUCCACUUCUUAGCUGACGGGCAGCCAUGUUGCUCGGUAACUCACCAGCAUCCUAGACAUUAACUGGCACCUUUGUUGGUGCCCUCAGCAUAGAGGGUGUGGAGGAGGACAUCCCUUCCCAUCUGGGAUGCUGCUGGAGCAGUGUAGGGAGAAGCUUGCCCUGCUGCUGGAGGGAGGGGACUGUCCCCUUUCACCAGUGUUAAAUUCACUUCAUUAAACAAACCAAACACAAAGGGCCUCUGGCUUCCCCAAAGUGUUAGAUGUGAAACCCUGAUACUGAUCCCCUCUCUCUCCCUCUCUCAUAUAUCCAUGCCCUGCAGGCAGUGGGCGGAUUGGCCGUGGGGACCCUGAGCGCAACCCUGAUGUGAUUCUGGAGAUGAUGGAAAAUGACCUGCAGGCUUUCUUCUCAGAAAUCGAAACUUACCAGCCAGAACGUGUUGAAGCAAUUACUCAGCAGAGGAGUGCCCAGAUCCCGCAGGUACAGUUCUGAUAGAGGCAGGGCCUCGUGGACUGUUGCUCUCUUGUCCCAGGUGAGCCCAGGCAGUCUGCAGACACAGGUGAUGGAGGAAGAAUUCCAGUUCCUGAUCUGCCAGGGAUGCCAGAAAGAACCCAGAAAUCCUAAGCUCCUGUCUUGCCUUCACACUUUGUGCGCCGACUGCCUGGAAGAGAACAAGCCUGUUGGCCAGUGCCCCAUCUGCCAUGCUCCCAUCCCACAAGCCAGUGGGAUCCCAGACCAGGACAACCUGCUCUUUGCCAAUCUGCAGGCCAAGCUGAGCACCUACCAGAAGAUCAUCCAAGGCAAUGACCUGGUCUGUGACAACUGUGGGCAAGAGGGAGAGUUCUGGUGCUCUGACUGCGAGGAGUUCCUUUGUGUCAAGUGCUUUGAGACCCACCAGAGGUAUCUAAAGCGAGAGAGCCAUGAGGCCAAGGCAGUGAGGGAUCUCAAGGUGGGAUCUGCCAAGGAGUUUCUUGGUGGUUCCAGGAAGCUCAGUAACUUGUCCUGUCCCAAUCCAACCCACGCAAACCAGAUGCUGAGCAUCUACUGCAGAGAGUGCCAAAAACCGAUCUGCUGCAUCUGUGCCCUGCUGGACAGCCGGCACACAGGCAGGCAUUGUGAUAUCAAGGUGGAAAUCCAGCAGAGGCAGCAGGAGCUGGGGAGCGUGAGCGAAGAGCUGAAGAAGAAGGAGGAACUCUUCCAAGAUGCCUAUUGUAACCUGAAGAGAAAAGCUGACCAUCUGGACCAGGUGAGGAAUGAAACCCAGGAGCUGAUCCGAAAGAGAGUUGAGCAGAUGGUGCAGCUGAUCCGAGAGAAGGAGCAGGAAUUGCUGGAGAUGGUGGAGAGGCAGCACCACCUGGGGAACGAGGAGCUGGAGGGGAAGCUGCAGCAGACAGAAGCCGUGCUCAAGAGGAUGGGCGCCAGCAAGCAGCUGGUGGAGAAGAUGCAUCUCUACGCAUCGGACCAGGAGGUGAUGGACCUUCACUCCUUCAUCAAGGGAUCACUGGAGGAGCUCAGGAAGCUGCAGCCUCUGGCUGUGGGAGCCAGUAUCCAGGCUGGAGGCUUCACCAAGUGUAAAGCCAGACUCCAGGCUCUGUUUGAAAGAGUGACUGGGGAGGGAGGUACCUCUGCUCCCCAAUGCGCCCCCCCGUCGGAGGACAAGAGCACUGUGACACUCAGCCUUGAGCCUCUGCAUCCUCCAGAGGCUUCCCACCAGCGGAGACACCUCCCUGCCAAUGACAGUGAAGGGCUGUUCUCCCAUGAGGACCCCACGUGUCCCCCCAGCUCCCAGACUGAGCCAUGCCCACCCAAGGAUGGAGGAGGAGAUGUCUGUCCAGCUAACUGGGGUGAUGGCUCUCCAGUGCUACCAAUCAUUCCACCAUCCCAGGCACGAAGGAAUGGGGAGAAGGAGAACGCCUUCAGGCAGCUCACAAGUGCUGAGGUGGAAAUCCCGAGUGUCCCUGGGGGGAUACGGGGCCCUCUGGCCUCCGAGCAUGGGGAUUUAGCGGCCCGGCCCAGGGCCAGUGUGAGCCAGGCAGACAGCCUCCUGGUGUUAGGAAGCAGCAUCCUGAAAGGACAGCAAAGCACAAACAGGCACCUGCUGUCUAUGUUGCGUGGGGUCACGUCCAUCUCCCGCUCCCUCCACACCCUCACCUCAACCUUGAACCCCUUUCUGCAGGAGACCACUAGCUGGUGGCAAGCCAUGCAGCUGCCUCCUCCAGUCCCUCCGGGCCCAGGGAGCCCACCCCUCCCUGAGACCAUGGGCUUGUCAGUGCCAUCAUUGCCCUCGGACCUGCUGGACCUGUUCCUUCCUGACACCCCGGAGGGCAGUGUUUCCCUGCUCCCAGCAGCACCCAUUGCUCAUCGCUCCAGCAGCCACUCCAUCUCCCCUCCUCCCCAGGCAUCUACCUCCUCCACCAAACCACCUGUCCAACCCCAGCCUUUUCACUCCCGCAAACAGGCAGGAGAGAGGGCCAGGACAGGAGAGGGGGCCGGGACAGGAACCGGUGCAUCGAUGGAUCAUCGCAGAGAAGCUGCCCCAGCUAGAUUCACAGAUAAUUUCAGCAAGGCCUCGUCGUUGUCUUUACCAGCGAAGAGGAAAGGAGUCCAAACUGAGGCCCCUGCGAAGGUGAUCAAGACUGAAGCUGAUGCAGGCAAAUGGGAGCAAUCAGCAAGGAAGCACCAGCAGAAUUUGCUGGAACAACCGGGGACCAGCUCCUCAACAUCAAGCAGCUCUUCAUGUGUGACUGACAGCUUCAGUGCAGCCAAAGUAGCUGACUUGCUGGAAAAUAACAUCUACAAACUAUGUGAGCCAGAUGAUCCCACAGGUUGUUUGGACAGCUCUGAAGGGGAUUACAGUGAUGAAGAGUCAACAGACUCUAGUCUGCCAGACAACAUCAACAGCGUCAGUUGUGAGAGCAGCGAGGGAGACCUCCUGGCCUUUCCUGCCGGCAGCCCGAGGGAACUCGACAUGAGACAAGCAUCACUGCUCUUCUUCGACCUCAAGUUCUUGACAGCAAAUAAGAUCCUUCAGCUGGCUGUGGUGGACGGAGAAAAGAGCUUUACCAUCUUGAUUCAGCCGCUGAAAUCUUUGCCUGGCUUGAUCUCAAAAGGCGGCGUCUGUGAGAUUGGUGUGAAGACCUUAUUCCACUACCUCUGCUCUGUCCACAAACCCAUUUUAGCAGGGUAUGACCUCUGGUCACCAGCCCUUCCUGUCCUGUUUCAAUCCCUAGAUCUCCUUAGCAAGAAAGAGGAGUUUAGUGCAGCUGUCUUUGGUUUCCUGGACAUCUUGCCCCUGAUUAAAGAGAAGAUCCCCAAGGCUGGGAGUUACAAACUGAAGAACCUGGCCAACACUUACAUUUGGCGGCAGCUCAGUGAUAACAGCCCCCUGGAUAAUGCAAAGGCCCUAAGGGAUCUGUGCACAGUUCUGGAGGUUGAUCCAGUGGAGGACCCGAGGCCUGUGCUCACCUGCUCUAAUCUGGAAUGUUAUGCUUCCCUUCAGCCAUUGCUGAAUGAGAAACUUCUCACUAAGCCUUCGGUGCAGAUGCUGUCCAUGCACAACGUGAGCCUUUCCAAGCUCCACACCUUAUACCUGAGGGACCCUGAGAAAGGGCUGCAGAAGUUCUGCAGGUUCUUCAAUUCUCGGCUGCAGAGCUCUGAGAAGAAAAUCCGAAAGCUAAGUAAGAUCAAAGCCCAUUUCCAGAGCCCACAGCCAUCAGCUGGGCACCAAGCAGCAGCAGCAGCAGCAGCAGCAAAUGAACUGCCACGAGCAAUAAAGAGUGAGCCAGACUACUGACGUACAUCUACAGCUCAGACAAAUAUAUCUGUGUAUGGCACCUCAGGUAUGAGGCUGAGCAGCAACUUUCAGCUCUCAGGUCCAGACUCCACCAGAAUUCACCAUUUUCAGUUUGGCCCAUUAUUUAGAGCAGGGCCUGUUAAAAGCUCACAUCUAGAUCUGAACUACGAAUUUCAGGGAUGCUUGGAUCAGGUGUUCGGUGGGGGGUGGAGCUCUUCCCCACCCCCACCCUGUUUAUAUUUAUUUCAUAUACAAAACUUUGUUAAGGUGAAGUACUUAGGGCACUAGCCUAGGGAGACAUGGGUUCAAGUCCCUGCUCCACCACAGACCUCCUGUGUGACCUGGGGCAAGUCAUGUAGCCACUCUCUGCCUUAGUUUCCCAUCUGCACAAUAGGGAAAAUAGCCCUGCCCUGCCUCGCUGGAGUGUUAGGAGGCAGUGGUUAUAUCCUAUGGGACCAAAUAAGUACCCAAGAUAGACCGCAAUCAGGAUUGCAGGGCCAUAUCAGUGGCUUGAGGACAUACUGCCUGUCAGGAAUGUUAAAGUCCCUCAAGCAUUAAAUCCCCCAACGGUGCAGACUUAAGGGUGCUACUCUGAGCAGGACUCCUGGUAGUAAUAACACUGCAAUCUGACCAUACAUGGUUUCCAUCAGUGCUGCCAUCAAUGGAGCUGCACUAGUAGUUAUGGGACCUAAUUUUCCUAGUGCAGACAAGGCCUGUGUUACCUGAUAUAUUCAUUUCCUCCCUUCUGCUUGUUGUACGGCCCAGAUCCUCAAAAGCGUGUAGGCACAUAACUCCCAUUGAGAGUCAGGCACCUAAAUACUUUUGAGGAUCUGGAUCUACAUGACUAGAGGGAGGACUCUGUCUAUCCAGCCAGUACUUCCUUGUAUUUAUUAUCACCAUCAGCCUGGAGAUUAAGCAACUUUUAUACAAUUAUAUGCACAAGAAUUGCCUAUGUGAUUGAUUCAGAGGGCUGGACUUGAUGACUUUUCACAGUCCCUUUUAGUCUUACAUGUCUAUGAUUGUGUCAGCAGCAUGCAGGGCAAGGGGAAUUUUAAUUAUAAUAAAAUGAAAUGUCUUUGCUCCCUUCUAGAAGUGUGGCCUAGAUCCUCAAAGAUAUGGCACCUAACUCACGUUGAUUUCAUGCAAGUUAAGAGCUUAAAUACCCUGGAGGAUCUGGACCACUGUCCUCUUUGUAUUUUCCUACUUACCCUGCACAUUUCCUGCUACUUUUCAAUGUAGAUUGCAAAUUCCUUGGGGCAGAGAAUCCAUUGUCAUUGGUGUUUGUAAAGGGCUAUGUAAGUAAGAAAUAAAAUUCAUAAUUUGAUAUGAAUCCAAAGUUGUUCU
Molecule: messenger RNA, 6553 nt
Organism: Mauremys mutica (yellowpond turtle)
Lineage: Eukaryota; Metazoa; Chordata; Testudines; Geoemydidae
Product: protein PML-like
Exons: 10
Coding region: 1805-5209 (1134 amino acids)
Biological process (GO): PML body organization; positive regulation of DNA-templated transcription; intrinsic apoptotic signaling pathway in response to DNA damage
Cellular component (GO): chromatin; PML body; nucleoplasm
Molecular function (GO): ubiquitin-protein transferase activity; zinc ion binding
Source: RefSeq, a predicted model, not a curated record